AUGAGGAUCAUUGACCCUCAAACCGCCGUCCUGACCAAUAUCGAGGUCCUGGCCUAUCUGACCUCCAAUCCACCCCGCCGACCACCGCCAAGUUCGGGGAACUGGGCACCAAGCCCGGAUCUCAGAGACCAUAAUACAGUGGUAAAAGAGCCGUCUCUCCCCCAUCUCCUACGAUACCCCCGCUAUACAGCCCGCCCUUCAUCCUCCCAGUCGAAAUCACAAUCGCAAGCCGCAAUGACCGGCACACUGCGAACCUCAAAUUCAGAAAAUACAGAGGCAGACGUUAAUUCCCUGCCGCCAGCGAUUCCAUCCACAGAAACAACACCCAUGGACAAUGCCCUCCGCGACCUAGUAGUCCGCCUACAGCCGUACGGACUGACCAAAGCUGAGGUCGUUAUGAUCCUGAAUCUCGGGGUGGGAGUCACUGGUAAUACAGCUGCUGAGGGAGCUGGGGAGGAAGGUGCUAAUGGAGGGGAGGCAAUGGAAGUGGAUGGGGAAGCGGGGGGUGAAGAGGGUGAGGAGGACGAUUACACGGCUGUGGUCUUGAUGGAUAGUGUUAUUGAAGAGCGGGAGCUCAGACUGUCUGAUGACGAUGUUAAGGCUAUUUUGGCGAUCAUUAAGGAAACUCUUACGGCGGAUUAUGAGAACGUGAAAGGGUGA
Messenger RNA from Penicillium mononematosum, 660 nucleotides. RefSeq lists its product as uncharacterized. The transcript is spliced from 3 exons. Gene Ontology annotation, biological process: transcription initiation at RNA polymerase III promoter. The record is from RefSeq and is a predicted model, not a curated record. The coding region runs from base 1 to 660 and encodes 219 amino acids. NCBI's taxonomy places the organism in Eukaryota, Fungi, Ascomycota, Eurotiomycetes, Eurotiales, Aspergillaceae. Gene Ontology annotation, cellular component: RNA polymerase III complex.